Hansenula anomala is the source of this 555-nucleotide messenger RNA. It is a transcript of the gene YRB2, whose product is annotated as Yrb2p. Lineage: Eukaryota; Fungi; Ascomycota; Saccharomycetes; Phaffomycetales; Wickerhamomycetaceae. Gene Ontology annotation, molecular function: GTPase activator activity. Gene Ontology annotation, cellular component: cytoplasm; nuclear pore. The annotation marks the transcript as partial. The record is from RefSeq and is a predicted model, not a curated record. Gene Ontology annotation, biological process: protein import into nucleus. The transcript has a single exon.
UCUGUAUUUGGUUCAAACUCCAAAUUUGGUAAUGCAUUCCAAUCAGCAGUCACAAAGAAAUCAAUUUUCGAUAAAACUCCAGAAGAGCAAGCUAAAGAGAAGGAAGAAGUUGAAAAAUCUAGAGAAACAACACCUGCAACUAGUGGGAAUCUAUAUAAACAAGUUGAACUUGAAAAGAAAGAUAUCAAAUCAGGUGAAGAAGAUGAAGAACAGGUCUUCACAUGUCGAGCAAAACUUUAUGCUCUUGAUUUGAGUAACGUUAAAGAAGGUUGGAAAGAAAGAGGAAUUGGUAAUGUACAUGUUAAUAAGGCGAAAGAUGGUGAAAAAGCUAGAGUUAUAAUGAGAUCAAUUGGUUUACUGAAGGUGAUAUUGAACACACCUUUGAUUGCAGGUUUAGAAGUUGCCAAAGGUAUGCCAAGUUCGUUAACAAGUGAAAAAUUCAUCAGAAUCACUGUUGUUGAAGAUAAAAAACCUAUUCAAUAUGCAUUAAAGACUGGUAAUCCAGAAACAACGUUGAGUCUAUAUGAGUCUAUAGUGGAUCUUAUUCCCAAAUAA